AACAUUUACUUUAGUUGAUUUGUUGACGUAGAAGUGAGAGCAAGUACGGUUUCGAUUCCGGAUCGAUGAUUAACAGUGAUCGAGUACAAUAAAGUUAACAAAAUAAGAGUAAACAUCAAAAAUGCUACCAAUACAAAAACCACCGCAAACUUACUCGCGGCUGUUUCGACCAUGGGAUAUCAAGUGUAGCCAAAGUAUUGAAAAAAGUUCUAAUUUAAAUGUGAAAGUGGAAACUUCAAUUUCGCCGGCUAUAUAUCAAAACAGUGAUCAAGAUAAACUGAACGUUAAGCCCACACAUCAAACCGAAAAAUUAAAUGAGAAUGUAAUAUCAUUCGACCUGGACCAACCCAAUAUGUUUCACAAUUAUGCGGACGAAAUUCCAAUUGAUCCGGGACUAUACAUUAAUUUGCCUAACUGCAUCAACAACGCCGAUAUGCCUUUCGUUGGGUUCGACCCAUUCACCGCAAGCGCCAUGGAACAGGAGUAUGCUAGAGUAUUGGCUGAAGAAGCGCACGCUAAAAUGCUGACUGCCCGAAAACAGCGACCAAAGAAAUUUAAGUGCCCCCAUUGCAGUGUUGCCUUUUCCAACAACGGACAACUUAAAGGUCAUAUUAGGAUACAUACUGGCGAACGUCCAUUCAAGUGUGACGAAAGCAAUUGUGGCAAAACGUUUACUCGAAAUGAAGAGCUGACUCGACACAAACGAAUCCAUUCUGGUGCCCGUCCCUAUCCGUGCUCAAAUUGUGGAAAACGAUUCGGCCGACGCGAUCAUUUGAAGAAACACACAAAAACGCAUUUUGUGCAAGAGAGGUAUAUGUCGCCAGCCGUGUUUUUGCCACUUUAUCCUUAUUUGUACGGUUAUUAAGGCAAUGUCAUUCGUUGUUAAUCAGACGAUUGAUCUAAAUUUGAUAUUUAAAAAAAUGGUGUCUCCUCUGACUCCUCUGAGACCUAUACAUCAUGUCGAAAAUUAUAGCAAUACUUAUAUAGGUAGAAAGAUAUAGUCGUAUAUAGAGAAUAAAAACUGAACUGGAAUAGAGUUGACAAAUUAUGAAGGAAGGAUAUGUGUGGAUUUUUAUAU
Bradysia coprophila is the source of this 1078-nucleotide messenger RNA. It is a transcript of the gene hkb, whose product is annotated as zinc finger transcription factor huckebein. The record is from RefSeq and is a predicted model, not a curated record. NCBI's taxonomy places the organism in Eukaryota, Metazoa, Arthropoda, Insecta, Diptera, Sciaridae.